AUGACUUUACAACAAAAACAACAACAGCAACAGCAACAACAACAGCAAUAUCUACAUCAACAACAUUUGAUUUUCCUGCAACAUGGAUUGCACGCAACCAAAUCGGAUUACGAUGUAAUUACAAAGAAAAUCACAGAGAAACUAGAUGAUGUAGUUAUAUGGAGUGGAUCGACAAAUCCUAAUAUGCUGACAAGACAAGGUAUUGAUAAGUGUGGAGAGAGAAUGGCACAAGAGAUAAUGGAAAUAUCCAAAACCAUUAAACCAACACAUAUCACAAUUAUCGGUCACAGUUUAGGUGGUCCUAUUUCCCGUUAUGCAAUAGGUAUUCUCCAUGAACAAGGUUAUUUCAACCAAGUAAUUCCACUUCAAUUCAUAACAUUAUCAUCUCCACCAGAUUGUGGAAGUAGAAGACCAAAGAGAGGAUUGUAUAAUGUUGUGGCGGGAUAUGUUACCGAUAAUUUGAUAGGCACAACCGGUAGACAGUUGAUGUUGACGGACGACGUUGAUAAUCCGUUGUUGUUGGAGAUGACCAAAGGCAAGUUUAUAGAGGGUCUCGCACAGUUUGGAAGUCGUGUACUCUACUCUACCAUUGAGAAUGACUUGCAUGUUAUGUUCAAUACCUCGAACAUCUCACAUAGCAAUCCAUAUACAAAGCCAGGUGCAGUAGUGAAACUAUCGACAAAGUAUCCUCAUAUCGUCGAUGAAGAUGCAACCGCUGAAUUCAUAGCGUUGUCACCCAAAGAUGUAGAUAUAUUUAAAAACGAUGAAAGAGGUGAUAAGCUAAGAGAGAUUCUACUAAAUCUACAAAAAUUAACAUUCACAAGAUAUCAUAUGAAAUUUGAUAAUCUACUUUCACAUACUCAUGUUAUUAUGAGAAGAGAGGGAUUAAACAGUGCUGGUCAAGACGUAGUACAACACUUAAUUGAACAUUUAAUCUUAGUAAACAAAGAUAAUGACAAUAAUAAUAUAAUAGAUGAUACUACUACUAAUACUACUACAACUUCUAAUCCAAUAAUUGUUGAAUCAAACAAUGUAUAG
This is a messenger RNA of Heterostelium album PN500, 1038 nucleotides long. Its product is annotated as lipase ROG1 family protein. The transcript is spliced from 3 exons. Lineage: Eukaryota; Evosea; Eumycetozoa; Acytosteliales; Acytosteliaceae. The record is from RefSeq and is a predicted model, not a curated record. The coding region runs from base 1 to 1038 and encodes 345 amino acids.